GCCAAAUCUCGCCGGCGAAGAGGAGGGCCGUCCAAAAUGGUGGCGAGGCCUGCGCGCCAAGUGGCACUUGGAACUUCUGUUGCUCCUUCCCUCAAUGACCAUUUCUGAAUUGAAUGCAAACUAUCUCAGCCCCAUUGCAAACGUUACAGAGCAGUGAAGAUAUUUCAUCGUGACGUGCCAGCACAAUGCAAGGAACUCAGAUCACUGUUAAAUCGCUAUUGUAGAUCUGCCAUUUCCUAGAACUUGGGUGUGGUGCUCCUCGGGGUUGAAGAUGACUUCAGCCAUUCCUUACCUCAUCUGCAGAUGCUACCAACAGUGUCAAAGUGCCAGGCAUCGGGCAUUCUCAACCACACUCUGCAGCUGGUCUCCUACCAGGAACAGCAAUUACUAUGAUUUGCUGGGAAUCAAACAGGAUGCCACCUUAGAGGAGGUCAAGCAAGCCUUCUUCAGGAAAUCCAAAAAGCUCCAUCCUGACAGUGAUCCAUCCAACCCGGACCUGCAUAGCCAGUUUGUGAAGCUGCACGAGGCCUACAAGGUGCUGAGCAAGGAGAGCAGUCGGCGGUGCUACGAUCGCCUGAGAACCGCUCAGGGACCCCAGUCUUCCUCAGGCAGCUACCACAGCAGCCCCAAGAGACAGCCCUUCGAUUUUGGCAGCUUUGGAGCAAGGAGAGAGUCAGAUCCCAACGAGAACGUCCGUUACUGGCAGCAGUUCCACAAGCCCCCUGUGGAGUCCUUCUCGGGUCCUGAGCUGGAGGAGAAGCAGCGCCUGAACAGGAGGCUCUUCGGCUACUGUUUACUCAUGAUGCUGGGUAGCCUCCUUGUCCACUAUGUGGGGUACAGGAAGCUGGAGGAAGCGCACAACCAUUUCAUGGAUGAGAAGGACCGAGUCAUAACUCAGAUCUACAAUGAGAACAAGGAGCGAGCCAGGUCCAUCAGCCUCCAGGAGCAGCAGGAGCUGCUGCGGCAGAAGCGUGCCGAAUUCGCUCAGCGCUACGGCAUCCGGCACGGACAACUCCCACGAACAACGGGAGCCUCGGACUCUGUUAAGGACCCACCUGCUCCCUCCUCCACUGCCAAGUGAAGCUCCGGUCCUGGACUUGCUUCUUCCAGCAGUUGCUGGAGAGAUUCUGACGCCAAGUACAAAAGAGAGGAUGUGUUCGUGUUUUAGUGUGUGUGUGUGGGGGGGGAUGUUGGCGGAGUGCCCCCCCCCAUCUCUGCUGCUCAUCUAUCUGUAAAAUAGAAACAUGUUGUAAGAAGGGGCUCGCCGUUGCUUUUAUGGAGAGAGAAGCCGUCGAUCAGAAGUGGAGGCCCUGCUUUGCCUACCGAAGGUCACAGGUUCAGUUCUUGGCAGCUCCUGUUAACUAGUGUCGGGGAAGACAUUUCUGUGCUCGAGAUUUUGGACAACCAGUCAGAGUAGGCAAUGUUGGCUCAGAAUGAACCAAUGACCUGCCGCUGUUAGGCAGUUUUGUAUGACCCAGCCUACUCCUUGCAGGACCCCCUACCACCACCCCAUUAACCCCUCCCCCAAUUGGACUUGGGCUGGAACUUCAGAGGAAGGCUGACGAUUUCUGGCCGCUGCUAUAAGGAAACCCUUCUUUUCUCAGCUAUGGAAUCCUCUGCCAGUGGAGGAACUGAUGGGCACAAGCAAAGAUGGCUUUAAAAGGGGGUCAGACAGCUUCAUGGAGGAGAGGUCCGUCAAUGGCUACUAGCCAUGGUGAGUGAAGGGAGCCUCCAUCUCCAGAGGCAGCAAACUUCUGAAUUCCAGUGCAGGGACACAGCAGCAAGGGGGGGGGGCUCAGCUUCUCAUACGGCCCUCCAGGGCAACUGGUCUGCCACUGUAUGAAACAGUAUGCUAGAUGGACAGAAGGGUCUGAUCCAGCUGGUUCUUCUUGCGUUCUUUGGUGCCCCUUCCUUGCAUAGCCAAACCUUGAAGAAUGCACAGGGCAUGUCAGCUGCCCGCCAGAACACCACGGCCAGCAAAGCUAUCAAGGCUCCCGCCUCUGGGCUCCAUUUCUGAAAGGAUGAGUCCCUUCAGCUAGCCCCAGUUCCACUUUGGGGCAGCUUUCUCUUGCUCUCCUGCCCAUGAGCAAGGGAAACAGCAAUUGAGGUGUGCCCGGGUAGGCGUAGGAGCGGGUGGGUGGGUGGGGAAACUUUGCUGCCAAGAGUCCACUGUGCUAGCCUCAGGAAGCCAAGCUGGGCUGUCAGCAUUAAUCCAGGCAAUGUUUUUCUCAAACGUCUGCACACAUCCCCAAAUUAAAUCAGAAUAAUCAAAAGAUUUACUUUUUUUUUUAAAGCAAGAAUU
Molecule: messenger RNA, 2302 nt
Organism: Eublepharis macularius
Lineage: Eukaryota; Metazoa; Chordata; Lepidosauria; Squamata; Eublepharidae
Gene: DNAJC4
Product: DnaJ heat shock protein family (Hsp40) member C4
Exons: 8
Coding region: 272-1081 (269 amino acids)
Source: RefSeq, a predicted model, not a curated record